This is a messenger RNA of Homo sapiens (human), 9084 nucleotides long. RefSeq names its product zinc finger protein 117 (gene ZNF117). Gene Ontology annotation, cellular component: nucleus. The transcript is spliced from 4 exons. NCBI's taxonomy places the organism in Eukaryota, Metazoa, Chordata, Mammalia, Primates, Hominidae. Bases 1286 to 2737 code for a protein of 483 amino acids. Gene Ontology annotation, biological process: negative regulation of transcription by RNA polymerase II. The record is from RefSeq and is marked validated.
GACUAAUGGCCCUAACUAAGUAUUAACCCCUGCCAAGAAAAGAGCUACUUCCUCUUGAAGUAAAUGAAGAUAGUGAUGCUUUCUCUUAAACUUUACUUAUAAAAAGCAUCAAAGGGGGGAAUGAAGCAGGAAAUAUAAAAGGAAAAACAAGUAAAGGGAAAACAAGUCCUUUCCUGACCAGUCUGACUCACUCCAAAGUCCUGCUGGAGCUAUGAUAAUUAUCUGCAAGGCCAGGCAGGGGCUCCGAAGGAGUGGGCUCCAGGAGCAGGGAUGAGAAAAACAAGUUCUCCUUAUCAGUUUCCCUGUUUGAAAUUCUCUCCCCAUAACAUUAUUCUUUGUUCUGCUCUCACAACUAUUUUUGUAACUAUUUCUGCAAGUCUGUAAAGAUUUUGUAAGUUCUUGUUUUUCUUUCUGUAGCAUGGCAAGGUCACAAGACAUGUUUAAGUAAGGUAGGCUCAUGUUGCAAAUCCUGUUGUAAAACCUGUCACGGUAUGAUUAACUGCCUUUGUUCUGCUUCUGUAAGACUGCUUUCUCACCUCGCAGGUUUUGCGCCAAAAACCCGACUUGCCCCUGCCUGAUGCAUGUAUAAAAGUCAAGCCCUGUCUUUGUUCAGGGCUCAGCCUUUGGAUGUUAAUCCGCUGGGCCAGUGGCCACCUAAAUAAAACCUUCCUGUUGCACCCAGUGAUCUCUCCGGCCUCCUGAUUCCCACAACAUAUAAGCAUUCCUUUUUCUCUGCAACCUAGCCCGCAUCUGUCAUUGACUUUUUAACAAUAGGCAUUCUGACUGGAUGAGAUGGUAUCUCACUGUGGUUUUUCUCUGCAUUUUUCUAAUAAUUAACAACGUGAAUUUUGUUUUCAUAUGCUUGUCAGCCACAUGUAUGUCUUCUUUUGAAAAGUAUCUGUUCAUGUUUUUGCUUACUUUUUAAUUAGGUUUUUGGUUUUCUUUUUGUUGUUGUUGUUGUUUUCUGAGAUGGAGUCUUGCUGUGUCACCAGGAUGGAGUGCAGUGGCAUGAUCUCGACUCACUGCAACCUCCACCUCCCAGGUUCAGAUGAUUCUUCUGCUUCAGUCUCCUGAGUAGCUGGGAUCACAGGGACCAUUGACAUUUAUGGAUGUGGCCAUAGAAUUCUCUUUGGAGGAGUGGCAAUGCCUGGACACUGCACAGCAGAAUUUAUAUAGGCAUGUGAUGUGAGAGAACUACAGAAACCUGGUUUUCUUGGGUGAAGGUAUUGCUGUCUCUAAGCCAGACCUGAUUACCUGUCUGGAGCAAGGAAAAGAGCCCUGGAAUAUGAAGAGACAUGAGAUGGUAGCUAAACAUUUAGUUAUGUUUUAUUAUUUUGCCCAACACCUUUGGCCAGAGCAGAACAUAAGAGAUUCUUUCCAGAAAGUGACCCUAAGAAGAUAUAGAAAAUGUGGAUAUGAGAAUUUACAGUUAAGAAAAGGCUGUAAAAGUGUGGUUGAGUGUAAACAGCACAAAGGAGAUUAUAGUGGACUUAACCAAUGUUUGAAAACUACCUUGAGCAAAAUAUUUCAAUGUAAUAAAUAUGUAGAAGUUUUCCAUAAAAUUUCAAAUUCAAAUAGACACAAGAUGAGACAUACUGAAAAUAAACAUUUUAAAUGUAAAGAAUGUCGCAAAACAUUUUGCAUGCUUUCACACCUAACUCAACAUAAAAGAAUCCAAACUAGAGUGAAUUUCUACAAAUGUGAAGCAUAUGGAAGAGCCUUUAACUGGUCCUCAACCCUUAAUAAACAUAAGAGAAUUCAUACUGGAGAAAAACCUUACAAAUGUAAAGAAUGUGGCAAAGCCUUUAACCAGACCUCACACCUUAUUAGACAUAAGAGAAUUCAUACUGAAGAGAAACCCUACAAAUGUGAAGAAUGUGGCAAAGCCUUUAACCAGUCAUCGACCCUUACUACACAUAAUAUAAUUCAUACUGGGGAAAUUCCCUACAAAUGUGAGAAAUGUGUUAGAGCUUUUAACCAAGCCUCAAAGCUUACUGAACAUAAGUUAAUUCAUACCGGAGAGAAACGUUAUGAAUGUGAAGAAUGCGGCAAAGCUUUUAACCGAUCCUCAAAACUUACUGAACAUAAGUACAUUCAUACUGGAGAGAAGCUGUACAAAUGUGAAGAAUGUGGUAAAGCCUUUAACCAGUCCUCAACCCUUACUACACAUAAGAGAAUUCAUAGUGGAGAGAAGCCCUACAAAUGUGAAGAAUGUGGCAAAGCUUUUAAACAAUUUUCAAAUCUUACUGACCAUAAAAAAAUUCAUACUGGAGAGAAACCCUACAAAUGUGAGGAAUGUGGCAAAGCUUUUAACCAACUCUCAAACCUUACUAGACAUAAGGUAAUUCAUACUGGAGAGAAACCCUACAAAUGUGGAGAAUGUGGCAAAGCCUUUAACCAGUCCUCAGCCCUUAAUACACAUAAGAUAAUCCAUACUGGAGAGAAUCCCCACAAAUGUAGAGAAUCUGGCAAAGUUUUCCACCUAUCCUCAAAACUUAGUACAUGUAAGAAAAUUCAUACUGGAGAGAAACUCUACAAAUGUGAAGAAUGUGGCAAAGCCUUUAACCGAUCUUCAACCCUUAUUGGACAUAAGAGAAUUCAUACUGGAGAGAAACCCUACAAAUGUGAAGAAUGUGGCAAAGCUUUUAACCAAUCUUCAACACUUACUACACAUAAGAUAAUUCAUACUGAAGAGAAACAGUACAAAUGUGAUGAAUGUGGCAAAGCUUCUACCUGAUCCUCAAAACUCAUUGAACACAAGAAAAUUCAUACUGGAGAGAAACCUUACAAGUGUGAAGAAUGUGGCAAAACUUCUAACCAUUUCUCAACCCUUACUAAACAUAAGAUGAUUCAUACUGGAGAGAAGUUACACAAAUGUGAUGAAUGUGACAAAGCUUUUAACCAAUCUUCAACCCUUUCUACACAUAAAAGAAUUCAUACUGGAGAGAAACCCUACAAAUGUGAAGAAUGUGGCAGAGCUUUUAAUUGAUCAUCAAACCUUAUUAAACAUAAGAAAAUUCAUAUUGGAGAGAAACCCUACAAAUGUGAAGAAUGUGGAAAAGCUUUUAACCAGUUCUCAACUCUUACUACACAUAAAAUAAUUCAUACUGGAGAGAAACCAUAUAAAUGUGAAGAAUGUGGCAAAGCUUUCAACCUAUACGUAAACCUUACUACACAUAAGAAAAUUCAUACUGGAGAGAAACCCUACAAGUGUGAAGAAUGUGGCAAAGCUUUUAGCCAAGUGUCAACUCUUACUAUACAUAAAAGAAUUCAUACUGGAGAGAAACCCUACAAGUGUGAAGAAUGUGGCAAAGCUUUUAACCAAGUGUCAACUCUUACUAUACAUAAAAGAAUUCAUACUGGAGAGAAACCUUACAAAUGUGAGGAAUGUGGCAAAACUUUCAGUCGAUGCUCAAAACUUACUACACAUAAGAAAAUUCAUACAGGAGAGAAACCUUACAAAUGUGAAAAAUGUGCUAAAGCUUUUAGCCAGUCUUCAACCCUUUCUACAUAUAAGAUAAUUCACACUGGAGAGAAAUGCUACAAAUGUGAAGAAUGUGGCAAAGUUUUUAACCGAUCUUCAAACCUUACAGACCAUAAAAAAAUUCAUACAGGAGAGAAAUCCUACAAAUGUGAAGAAUGUGACAAGGCCUUUAACCUGUCCUCAACGCUUACUAAACAUAAGGUAAUUCAUACUGGAGAGAAACUGUACAAAUGUAAAGAAUGUGGUAAAGCUUUUAAACAGUUCUCACACCUUGCUAUACAUAAUAUAAUUCAUACUGGAGAGAAACUCUACAAAUGUGAAGAAUGUGGCAAAGCUUUUAACUUAUCCUCAAACCUUACUGCACAUAAGAAAAAUCGUACUGGAGAGAAACCCUACAAAUGUGAAGAAUGUGGCAAAGCUAACCUAUCAUCAACCCUUACUCCACAUAAGACAAUUCAUAUUUGAGAGAAACCCUGCAAAUGUGAAGAAUGUGGCAAUGCUUGUAACUAAAUCUCAAACUUUACUAAACAUAAGAAAAUUAAUACUGGAAACUUUACAAACCUGAAAGAUGUGACAAUGAUUUUGACAACACCUUCAAACUUUUCUAAACAUAAAAUAAAUCAUACUGGUGAGAAAUCUUAAAAAUAUGAAGAAUGGUACAAAGCCUUUAAAUGGUUGUCACACUUGAUUGUAGGUAAGAUAAUUUAUACUGGAGGAAACUCCCAGAAGUGUGAAGAAUGUGGCAAAACUUUUAAUUUUUCACACCUUAUAGCACAGGAAAGCACUUCAGAAAAAUUGUACAAAUAUAAAUGUGGAAAAGCCAUUAAUAUCUGCUUACAUCUUACUCAACAUUAGAGAGUUAGUGCUUAAUAAAAGCAUUAUAAAAGCAAUUAGUGUAAAAUCAGAAAAUGAAAGUUUUUUUUUUUUUUUUAGAUGGAGUCUUGCUCUGUCACCCAGGCUGGAGUGCAGUGGUGUGAUCUUGGCUCACUGCAACCUCUGCCUCCCAGGUUCAAGCAAUUCUCCUGCCUUAGCCUCCAGAGUAGCUGAGACUACAGGCACACACCACCACAUUUGGCUAAUUUUUUUAUUUUUAGUAGAGACUGGCUAUCACCAUGUUGGCCAGGCUGAUCUUGAACUCCUGACCUCAAGUGAUCCACAUGCCUCUGCCUCCCAAAGUGCUGGGAUUAUAGGUGUGAGUCACUGUGCCUGACAAAUAUAAGCCUUUAAAGAGAAGAAGGUUUUCAUUUUGAAGACAAACAUUAGGUACAUAAAGAGGGUUGUAGUGUCUUUAUUUGUAUCACAGAUUUUAUUGUACACAUUAUGUACUAAAGGAAAAUCCUGAAGCAGUGCUCAAACUUUGAUCAACAUCAGGGAGUUUAUAUUGGAGAAAAACUGCAAAUGUAAUAUAUUUGGAAAAACAUUUUUCAAAAACUACUGCUUAGAAAACACCAGGGGAUUUAUACUAAAAUAUAUUUUUGCAGAUGCAGUAAGUAUAAAAGAAAUUUAAUCCAAAAUUAAGUGUGUGUAAAUAUCAGAGAAUUCACAGUAGAAAUAUCUAAGGCACUGACAUUUUAGACAUUGAACUAAUCAGUGUGCUGAGUACAGAAAAUAAUCCAAAAUUAAAGUUGGUAGAUAAAUUAUUUAUAUAUAACUUUAAAAGAGGUAGAAAUAUUUUUAGUUAUAAUUACAUUUAAAGUAUACUUUUUUCUUUGAAAAAAUUACAAAAUUUUUAAAAAGUGAAUGAUGUAAUUCAACUCAAAUUACUUCAUGCUUUUCAUUCUAUUGUAUUCACAUGUGAAAGCAUGUGAUCAAUUGCUGCUUCAUCAAAGAUAUGAGACAUUCUUUUUUGUUAGGUGGGCAAUAUUUUUUACCUUUUCUAUGGAAGAGUAAAGACAUUACAAUGUAGGAUGCAUGAUAAAAAUCUAAGUGGAGAGGCUCUUUGUGUUUAAUUUAUAAUAUUGAAUGAUGUAUGAGGGAAGUGUUCAGAGGAAUAUUCUGCAUUCUAGUGAAAAUAUCUUUUAUUUUAGUUAAAAUUAAAUUAAAAUUAGUAGUAUAUCAUUUUACUAACUGUACUUUUAUGUAAUAAAAUGCAGCACAUUUAAAAAAUUUUAGAUUAUUGUGAACUUAAUUUUUUAAUUAAACUUUUUUUUUAACAUGUUAAGACCAAUUGUGCAUUCAGUGAAGUAUUAUCAUGCCACUAACUUCAACCUAUCCCACCUUACUCAAGGGUGUUGGUAAAAGAUAGUAACAAUGUACUAUUUAAUAACAGAGUGGACUAACAUCUCUAAUAAUUUCUCUUGCCAGUGACUUUAAACUAAAGAACUUAAUUAAAGAACAUUGUUCCCAUAGGUUAAAUUUUUAUUCUUUUUCUUAUUUAAACAUAUUUUUCUUAACUUUUGUGGGUACAUAGUGUGUGUAUAUAUUUAUGCCAUAUAUGGCAUAUUUUGAUACAGGCAUAUGAAUAGGUAUUAAUCACAUCAGGGCAAAUGAAAUAUCCAUCAACUCCAGCAUUUAUCAUUUGUAUUACAAACCGAUUCUACACUUUUAGUUACUUUAAAAUGUACAAGUAAAUUGCUAUUGACUAUAGGGUCAUUUUCAUGGGUAUAAUAAAAAUUAUAUACAAGUAUAAAUAAAAUCCUGAGUCUUAAAAUUCUGAGUCCUGCUUAAACAUUUUAAAAAUUUUGUUAUGUAUUUUUCUUUGAACAUGUCUCUCUGCCUGCAAACAUAACAGAAUUUUAGUAUUGGUUUACAUAGAGUUAACUAUACCCAUAUAUUACUCUAAAAAUAAAUGUUAAGUGCAAGAAAGUUAUGGACUGUUUUUGUGUGAGUGUGAGUUUGUACCUAUUUUCAAAAGAAAAGAGCAAUAUUGGAGCAAAACAAAUAUUUUAAUAAAGUAAUGUACUAGACAACUGAAAACUUCAAAAAUGCUGAAAGUAAAUGUAUACUCUGCUUUGUAUUGAAUUCAUUACUGCCAAAUCUUCUGACUUAUGAUUCAGAAUCUCUCCAUGCAAAUUAUGUUUUUACUUGCCUGUUAGUCAUGCUAGACCUAUAAUUUUCUUGUUUCUUACCAUUUUUUUCUUUUAUACUUUAUGAGGUAUUAUGUGAGCUGUUCAUGGAUUAUAAGAAUGAUUUUUAUAAAAUUCAGUACUGCACACAAGAUAAGUUUUAGAUGUAUUUCCAAAAUUGUGUAUUAAUUAUAUUUAGUUAGAACAUUCCAUUUGUUCUUUUAAUUGGAGAAUCCUAUAUAAGCCUAUAUUUCUUAUUCUUUUCUCUUGUUAUAAUUGACAUAAGUAAAUUUAUUUAUUUAUUGAGCCAAUUUGUUCAGGUAAGAACUAGGAAUGCUUCAUAAGUCAUGAGGAUGUUUUUAUAUAUAUAUGUGGCAAACAAAUAUGACAGUGCUUGCUGUGUAACAGAUGUUCCAUAAUAACCUGUAAACAUUCCUGCUGGAGUUAGUUUGUAACUUCAAGUCAGAGAUGGAAAAUACCAAUAGUGAAGAAAUAACAUUGAUUCUUCAUGUGCAGAUAACAUUUUUUUUCCAUGCUGCAAAGCUAAAUUUUGCUGAAUUUAAAAAGAAAUUUUGGUUCUUUUAUUUCCUAAUUACCUUUAGUUUUGUUUGUCUUAUUAUGUGACUUCUGUGUAUUCAUCACAGCCCUUCUCCUUCUUUUUCUAUGUGAUGGCUACACUUUGCUCACUGUUGUCUUCAUGCCAUGUCAUUUUAUACAGUACUUUGUAGGUUUUGAUGAGAAAGUUGGUAUUUUUAAUGCACUCAAAAAUUGCUUUUUAUUGGAGAGUACUUAUCAAUAUAACUUUCUGAUCAGUUAAUUAAGAUAAAAGGCAUACAUUGUCCACAGGUGAGAGGAUUAAAUCAGUUAGCAUUAUUUUUUUCUGUUUGUAAAAGGAAAAACUUAUUAAAUUUUUAAACGGAGUUAUUAAACAGAGUUUCACUCUUAUUGCCCAGGCUGGAGUGCAAAUAUAUUGUGGCAAAUAUAAAAUUUGCUAGAAAAUACAUCUUAGAAAUUAAGUUAUAAGAGAGCAAAUGGUAAGUGAAGAAUUUUAAAUUUAAUUUUCUAUGAUAUAGCAUAACAUACAUUUCCAUGCAGAAUCUUUUAUUUUUAAAUGUGAAAUUUAAAGGUUGCAAAAUAAUAAAAUGACUUCUGUGGAUUUGAUAUUUGGAAUGAUAUUUCUUUUUUAUAUUGAUAUUACAAUUCCGAGGAAUUUUUCACUCAUUAUUUUUUUAGUGGGUGAAGGUGAGUGUACAGUUAUUGCUUUUUGUCACCUAACUAUAGUCAGCUUCUUGGUCAUUUUCUCUAGAAAACUUUUGAAGAUUAUGGCAGCUUUUUGAUUAAACAUUUUCUGUUAUUUUUAUGCAAAUUCAUUUAUUGUGUUCACAGGGUGGCCAGUCAUGAGACCAUAAGCAACAGCUGCCCUUUUAGUGUCUUUCAUGCCAUUACCAUCUGUAAUAAAUAAAUGUGUACUUUAUUCUGCAAAACAUGAUGUUUGGAAGUAUAUGUUGUCAAAUGCUUAAUUCUAGGUAAUUAAGGCUUUACCUCACAUCGUUAACAUUUUUGUGGUCAGAGUAUGUGACAUUGUCAAUGUUUUUCAAAAACACAACUACAUUAUUAUGAUCUGUAGUCACUAUGCUGUACAAAAAGAUCUCUUAAACUUAUUCCUCCUAUUAAACUAUAAUUAUGUAUUCUUUGACCAACAUCUUCCAAAACCCCCCUUUUUUCUAAAUACCUUGGUGUCUGGUGGUCACCACUUUACUCUCUACUUUAAUGGGAUUAAGUUUCUUAGAAUCCCUGUGUAAGUAAAAUCAUGAAAAAUAAUCUUUGUGUCUGGCUCAUGUAGACAAAUAUGAUGUCCUCCAGGUUAAUUCAUGUGAUUGAAAAUAAUAGAAAUUUCUUUUUUAAAGACGAAGAGUAUUCCAUUGUGUAUAUGUACCACAUUGUCUUUAUUUACUCAUAAAUGUUGAACUGUUGAUUGUGUAUUUUGGUAAUUGUGAAGAGUGUUGCAAACAACAUAGAAGCAUAAAUGUUUCUUCAUUCUGAUUUCACUUGUUUUGGAUAUAUACAGUAAAAUUGCUGUAUUGUGGUUUAAUUUUAAAUUUUUUGACAAAUUUUUGUUUUUCAUAGUGACUCUCCUCAUUCACAUUCAAACCAACAGUGUGCAAGCAUUCCUUUUCUUCAUACUUUGACUAACACUUUCUUUUCUUUUUAGUAAGAGUAAUUCUAACAGGAGUGAGUUGAUAAUCUCCUGGUUUUUCUUUUUGCUUUCCUGAUUAUAGUUGAUAUUGAGCAUUUUUUAUAUAUCUUGACCAUUUGUCUUUUCUUGAAAAAUAUUUAAGCCUUUUGCUCAUUUUUAAUAGUUAUUUGUCUUCUGUUGUAUAGUCAUUUAAGUUGUUUAUAUGUUUCUGUUAUUAACCCUUUGUCCCACGUAUGAUUUGCAAAUAUUUUCUCCCAUUUUUUUCAGUUGUCUCAUUUUGUUGAUUGUAUCAGAUUCCAUGAAGCAGCUUUUUAAUUUCAAGUAAUCUAACGUAUCUAUUUUUCUUUUGAUUUCCUUGGAUUUUGAGGUUAAAUAAUAAAAGUCACAGCCUAGAUCAA